Molecule: messenger RNA, 1113 nt
Organism: Corticium candelabrum
Lineage: Eukaryota; Metazoa; Porifera; Homoscleromorpha; Homosclerophorida; Plakinidae
Product: glycosyltransferase-like domain-containing protein 1
Exons: 6
Coding region: 310-1056 (248 amino acids)
Molecular function (GO): glycosyltransferase activity
Source: RefSeq, a predicted model, not a curated record
AAAGUGCUGUAUUUUCAUGAAAACCAGUUAGUCUACCCUGUCAGGAAACAACAGGACAGAGACUUUCAAUAUGGCUACAAUCAAAUUAUUUCAUGGUAAGACACUCUACUUGACAAAACAGACAAUGCAUAAAGAAAUAGUAUUACUCUGAUGUGCUACGGUGAUUAUUAGUCAUUUUUAAUGCAUUGAUUAUGGUCAAUUUAACCGUUUGUUUUAUGUUGAAUUAGUCUGGCUGCUGAUAUUGUGAUUUUUAAUUCAAAGUUCAACCAGGAGUCAUUCCUGUCAUCUAUUGAUGGUUUUCUAAAGCUGAUGCCAGAUUAUAGACCAAAGGGCUUAAGUGACAAAAUCCGAUCUAAGUGCAAGGUGUUGUAUUACCCGCUGCAAUUCGAUUUGCCAGCACCCCAACAUCUGAAAAUGGUAACACUGCACGACAGUGAGUUGGAUGACAAUGACCAAAGGGAAACACAAAAAGGAGCAUUAGUUGAGAGUGCCAAAUGUUGUCAAUCUGUGUGCUCAGAGUUGCCACUUCACAUUGUUUGGCCUCACAGAUGGGAACAUGAUAAAGAUCCUGACACAUUUUUUUCAGUUAUUUGUGAUCUAAAAGCUGCUGGUUUUCAGUUUGUUGUGUCCGUGAUUGGUCAGGUCUUCAAUGAAGUUCCAGAAAUGUUUGAAAGGGCACAGAGUGAAUUACGAGAACACAUUCUCAAUUGGGGUUAUGUGUCUGACAGAGAUGAUUAUUUAAGAGUGUUGAAAAGUGGAGAUGUGGUUGUCUCAACAGCAGCACAUGAGUUUUUUGGUGUAGCCAUGCUUGAAGCUGUCUAUUGUGGAUGUUAUCCUCUUUGUCCUAAUCGCCUGGUUUAUCCUGAAAUAUUUUCCAAAGAACAUCUUUAUUCAACACCAAAUCAACUGCUGAAGAGACUUAAGAGGUUGUGCCAAAAUCCUCAAGCUUUGAGAAAAGAGGGCAAAUGCUUUAUUGAUCUAAAACCAUAUUUGUGGAGCACCCUUAAGGAAGAGUAUGUCCAAAUUUUACUACCUGAAGACCCCAGUUUCAAAUGAGAUUCUGUUGUACGAUGAGCAUUGUGAUGACACACUGUUGUGAAACUGCAUAAAUUA